Molecule: messenger RNA, 3234 nt
Organism: Botrytis fragariae
Lineage: Eukaryota; Fungi; Ascomycota; Leotiomycetes; Helotiales; Sclerotiniaceae
Exons: 5
Coding region: 1-3234 (1077 amino acids)
Source: RefSeq, a predicted model, not a curated record
AUGCCAGAGGCUCUGGUUGAGAAAAUGGAAAGGGGUUGGUGGAGAUAUAGCCUAUGGAGAGUUAACACUUGGGAGACUGUUAAUCAUGGUCCUUUUGCAGUGAGAGCUAUCCAUAAAUACAUGCAAGCAGCUCGAGCAUCCCGAGAUGAUCCAGCACCACUUCGAAAUCUCUCUGCCGCUUACUACGAAAGUGGUCAGUAUGAAAUGUGCAUGUUGUUUGCUAAGAAAGCUAUCUUCUUGAUGAAUGCACAAGUCACUGGUGAUAGAGAUAGUGCAUUCACAACGCAUAUUCGGAAAUUGGAGGAAAGAAUCAGAAAAGCCGAGGACAACCUACCAGAAUGUCCUCUUCAGAAACAGAAAGAACGCAGAGUGGAGAUCUUGGAGCGACUUGCACGAUAUCACCCCUCGAUGAGAUCCGCUGGAGAUUACGUGACUGUCGGUCAUGACAAUGCCAAAUCCCUCUUUGACGAAUCCCUUGCGCUACGAAUUCCCGCCGGCGAGAUCAUUUCAUUCUUCAACAGCGGACUAGGCGACGCUAGACACUUCCUAGCAUCACUCAUUAGUAUCGCACACGAAGAAGCCAAGGGAAAGAUACCAAAACGUCGAUAUCACUUCACGUUGAAUGAUAUCAACAAACAUGUGCUUACUAGAGAUCUUAUCAUAUUCUCUCUUCUAGACAAGCUCUCUCAGGUCGACGAAGAACAAAUGUUCGAGUCGGUGAACAUCUUAAACACAAUCUACUUUAUCUAUGCAUCAUGUUUAAUGCCCGUAUGGGUCAACGAACAGCUGCAAGAAGUGAUUGCCGAGCUUUUAAGAUGUUUGAGAAAUGGCCAACAGCCAUUAAAAUGGAUUUAUCUGUACGAAGCAGACAUUCCAUUCUACAUCCAAGCGCUCGAAAAUUGGGUAUCUGGAGGCAGAGUAGCGACCGCAUUUACCGCUAAAGAAGUAAUGGACUCUACAAUAAGCACCAUGUACGACUCUAUAUACAAUAAUAAGAGUGAUGGAUAUUGGGAACACAUUGGACCUUACUGCAACAAGGAGAGAGACCUCUAUUGCGCAACUGGAGUCCUUCUGCCAUUCCUGCAAGCAAUGCAGCAACAUGAUCCAAAAUUGGUGGAUUUAAGCCUCGAAGCACUGCACAACCCUAGAGGAAGAGAGUCGCGGCUUUUCAUGACCCAUGUUAUGACGGAUAACUGGGUAUUCAACCCGACACAGCUUGAUUGGGACGCGCAUAUAGAUAUUGGAAAUCCGGAGCCAAGAGUCUUUUUGCGAUUUGAUCCAUUCAAUUUGGUCUCGAGGCUGUGGGAGGAGCUGAAGGAGGAACUGCCACCCAAAGAACAGCAUGCCCCCUUAUUUACUCAUAUUGGGCCAUUUUUUGCCAGGGCAGCAAGCGCGAUCAAAUCUUUGGGUAAUAGAUUGAAGGCGGAGGUAGUGAAAGGUGAUUACAUUGAUGUCGCUGAACGAAUCCAUUUUGGUCUCCAUUAUGAUUCCACUCAGAGCCAGGUACUGGGCACUGGGGAUAUUGGCUAUCCACGCCCAGACGACUUUCCAUCACUUUAUUACCGAAUAGUCUUGAGCAAUGUACCGGAUUAUGUCGGUGGCCAUUUAACAACCUUCCUUCAUGCAAUGCCACUCCUCGCACGCCAUCCUACUAGUCUUGUGGGCAGUGUGUGUCUACGAAAUUCACCCUUUUUCCGCAACAUGGGUGACUUCCUUGCUGAAUAUCAACUCAUAAGCAGCGAAAAGAUGCUCGAGCAAUUAACCGGUGUGCGUAUUGUUUUCAGGGGGCACGAGCCUGUGCCACUGGCCAGCUACACAUACUACUGUUGGAAUCAGCCAAUUGAUUCCGUGCCGCUUUCAAAACAGGUAAAAGCCCGACUUUCUCGUGAGGAUUUGAAGAGGUGGUUUCAUGGACUUUUCUUGAAAUUGGCAAUUCCUAUGACGUCCGAUCAUCGUCUCAUUUCAGACAAUAAUCAUAUGAUCUAUUCGCCGCUCAAUCUUAUGAUUAUUUUUCGGCAACUAGGUCACCUUCAUUGUCUAGGAUAUCCUGCCCAUUGGCUUUCAGAAAUCCUAGUCCCACUGCUAGAAGACGCGGGAAUGCUCAAGACUAAUGUUCGACCACCACACAAUGCCCCACUUCGACCCGAUCAAGUUGAUCUAAAGUAUCCGAUCAAGAAGCUUUGUAUCGUGCCUUUUGUGCCAGAGUUGAAAACUCUUGCGACGCUCUUUGCCCCUCUUCUCCCAUUUCGUCUCGAUCCAAAUCAUCUCUAUCCCAUCGACAAGAUCCAAGAAUACACAUUUGAUCUCUCGCCAUUACCAGAGGACUAUUUCCAGCCAACAUGCCUCGUUCUCCUUUUCUGGUCACCAAAUGGCAGUCCCAGCGGCCACUUCCCUCUUGAAUUGUUUCCAAAUCUGCGUCCAUUUCUUGAUCCAAGCCGGCACAAUGGCGUCGCUGACCACGGAUCUGAAGACGCAGCGCAGAAAAUUGAGAAUUGGAGAGCUAAGGAUGUUAUUGUGUGGUCGACUUUUAAGUUCGAUAUUGAGAAGCAGGAAGCAAAGGCAUGGAUGCCGAAACAGAUCAUUGAGCAGAUGGUCAAUCGAAAAUGGAAGUGUGCGCUUAUGAGAAGAGACCUGUGGAUGAUUGUUAGGGCUACGCUUUUCUCGAACUCGGGACGCGUUAGAGACAUGGUGAAGAUAGGAAGGAAAUGGGACGAGGUUUUCAAGGAGGAUGACGACACUGAAAAGGAUGAUGAUGGUAGCGAUGACGAGAAUGCUUUCCAAGAAAGUGACCCUAAUACUAUGGAUCACCGGAUGUUCCAAGCAGCAGUAGAGGGAAUUUUCAACGACAGUAGAAAGCUAGAGACCGUAAACGAGAAUGUGAUUGAUGAUGACGGGGUGAUGGAUAAGAAGAAUAAGAGUGAAGACAAUGGCGGCACAAAUGAUGAGGACGGUGUGUACGAUGAAAAUGAUGAGUAUGAUGAAGAGCACUCUCCAUCAAAUACAUGCACCUUUCUUUUCGUAUCGACCGAGCUCAGCAGCACUUGCUUCAAAGUCUGCUUGGCACCUGACUGCUAUCCUGAACGUUUUGCAAGUUCCAGAUGCAAUAAUCUACGCAGCGCCUGCAAAGUUGAAGCCUCUUUCACUCUAUCGGUUGCAGCUGAGAACAGCACAUCUCACUACCUCUUCAAAUUCCUUGCUUGGCAGAGGAAUUUUGCCCUAGUAAACGGAGCAUAG